CGACUGAAUUACAGUCAGCACAACCCCAGCUUCGAGUUCGAUCAGCAUUAUCAUUGGAGAGGUGAUCUGUGAGACCACAGAUCGAACUGGCUGGAUACUCUAAUAGUAAGCGAAGGUGACACGAAUCUCUCCCAACAGAGGGCGCAUCGGGUCUUUCUAUUCCGAACUUUGCGUCAGGACAGUAGCACAAAAUUAGCGGGAUAAGCUUAACUUGAGGAGCGAGUUCAAAUCUAUUUAACGGUUGUCGAGGGCCAGCCCCAGUUGGAGAUGUGGAAAGUGUGGACUCUGUGUAUUGUGCUUGUGUGCGGGUUUGUGGGAACACAGGCUGAGAAAGAAACACACGGUGAAUCUGUGAAGCACAAAGGUAAGAUCAACUUUACAGAAGGCAGCAGCUUAACGUCAAAUCCUUCCCCAACCCAUAACACUCAGGAGGACCCCGAUGCCUUUAUGGACUCUCUGCUAGGGUACAGGAUACCCUUGAGCACGGAUGAUAAUGAACUAAAGAAACGUGGCAGGCAUUUUGGGUUCGUCGGGAGUAGAGGACGACGCGGGAAGACGUCUGUAAAUUCCUUUUCCGAGGACCUAUUCCCUAAGCGACGACCGAUGAGCAACAGUGCACGUCUCCGGAUGCUCCUUGAGAACCGAGACCAAGGGUUGUUUGCCAAGGAGAAACGAAAGCCUCACUUUGGGUUCCAUGGCUCCAGAGGUUAAGGGGCUGACCGCGAAUGAAUGGAGGGAACCAACUGGAAUGAGUUUGGAGAAAACAACCUUGAAGGCAUUCUUGUAAACUACUCUAUGCACCCACGUAUCUGCUUGAGAACACCGCAUCUUUAUACGACAUCCCUGUCUCCACGUGGUGACACGGCACACCAUCGCUGUAGACACGACACAGUUAAUGUUAACAAGUACAAGAAGUCUGUUCUCACGCCAUUCGUCGUUGCUACAAAAGCGAUAGAUGUUUAUUGUUAACCUUUGGGUAUCCAUGAACUUUUACAAUAAAAUGUUUCUUUAUUAACUAUCAUAUACAUUUCUCUCAUCAAGAAUUCAAUCAGUGUUUGGUCUUCCAGACAUGUGAAAAGAAACUUUUAACUGCAAUGGAUCAAGAAAUUAAAGGUAUACACAGAGUGGCAAAUAUAUUUACUUUUACAAAAUAAGUGAGGGGUCACAUGGAGUACUUGUCAAAGAAGUUGAAAUUAUAUACACAACAUGCUGACACUAUAACAAGCCGCUAAGAACGCUCGAUCCGUUUUAAUGACUGUCGAUGAUAUAAUUCCUAUAGUGUAUCACCACAUACUUAUAUUAUAGUCGGAAUCGUACAAUGCGUCUGCUUUGAGCAGAUAGUUCUCAUUACUAUGGAAAGGGUUGUGUUGCUUUUAUAUUCAAUUAAUACUGUUUUCCCAAACUUAUCUUAAUUUCAAAUCGCAAACAAGAAGCGAUGACACCAUUUAGAACACAGAGGCAUCGUUUGGGGUAUGUUACACUUCAAAGUUUGAGAUAACGGGAAUUGGCAGUAUCUUUUAAAGUGGUAUAGAAAAGGUUACAUAUCAUCUAAGGUGUGUGGUUAAAAAGUUUUUGUCCUUAAGAUUCAGCCAAAAUGAACACUUUGUAACGGUAGUUUUGUAUAGCCACAACUCGGAAACCAUUAUGGUUUUUGUACGAUUUCCAUUAUUUGUCGCGUCAUUUCCCACAUUGUCACGAUAUAUUUGAAACAUUUCAACUCACUCAAUAAAUAAAUAGCACUGUUUUCUUUUCGCCGUCAUUCUUUGAAUUGAACAGUUGAUGAUAAGUAAUCAAUUCGUUAUUGUCUAUAGAGUAGAACAUUUCGUCUUUGGGACAUUAAGCCUGGUUAUUUCAUAAAAAAUAUGUACCAUGAAUUUUAAGUAUUCCGCAAUGUGGAGGUUAGUGCCCUCGGAUGGAAAAUGGAAGUCUUCGAGGCAAUGUUAGAAUAUCAUCUGGUUUGGUUCAAAGACUCAACGGUGUACGACAUUGAUCUGAAUUCACAGAAUAAAGCAUGGCUUGAUGGA
Molecule: messenger RNA, 2024 nt
Organism: Haliotis rufescens (red abalone)
Lineage: Eukaryota; Metazoa; Mollusca; Gastropoda; Lepetellida; Haliotidae
Exons: 5
Coding region: 268-711 (147 amino acids)
Source: RefSeq, a predicted model, not a curated record